AUGACGAGUUUUCAAAGCGAUUCUCCGAUCAGUGCCGAAAUGGAAUCGACAGAGCCGCAAAUCGACCAGGAAAUCGUGUCAGAAGAGGAAGAGGCGAAGAAAAUGUGGCAAUUUUUGAUCGACGCGAUUCCGAUGUCGCCUACGGGCUCUAUCAUGAAGCCGAACGCUUUUCCCAAAAAUUGCUGGAAUUUUUACAGUCAAAUCAGCACGAGAAGCGAGGAGGAGUUGAGAAUUAUGUACGAAAUGGUAUUUUUUAUUGAAAAACGUAAAAACUUGCAGAUAUGAGCAAAAAAUGCGAAACAAUCUCCAUUUGACGGAUCUCGAUACGCAUACAAAAGUAAAGCUGUAUUACGUCUACCUGAUUCCGAUAGACGUUGAGUUUCUGGAGGAUCUGAGACGACACGCCGUUGUGGAAAUCGACAGAGUCGGGCAAAUUGUGCGAUACAUAGAGAACGACGGAACACUUUUUCUGUUUCCCAUAGAAACCGACGACCCGAGUGCGCAGGAAAGUCCGAGCAACUCGAUGGAACCCCUGGUGCCGAAAGAUUAUCUGAACGAAGAUUCCGCUUUGGGAUACAACGAGCACAAAGAAGAAGAACAACAGGAUCAGAAGCCCGAUGUGAAGAACUUGUUGCAGCUGAACAGAAUGAGAACACGAGAGUUCUCGCAAGCCGAGGACGACGCCAUGCUGAGAUACAUUCUGAAGUCGAUCGAGAAAGAUAAAGUGGUGAAGCCGGGCGGCAAUCGAAUAUGGGGAAAGUUUGUGGAGGAGAGGCAGACGACGAGAUCGGUGUGCGCGCUUCAGUCGAGAUAUCAGAGAUACGUCCAGCACAAUGUGCACUUGUCCGGAGUCGAUUUGAAGACCAAAUUGAAGCUGUUUCACUACUUGAAAAUCCCGGUGAACAAAGAGUUUUUGAAAGAGUUGCGACAGAGAUGGACGGUCGAAACGGAAAACGGUUGCAUUACGAAGUACAGUUCGAAAACGACGAAAGUGAAGAAAGAACCCGAAUCGCCGGAAGAAGGAUCCUCGUGAGUUUGACGCUAAACUUCAGAUCUUCAAAUCAUUUUCCAGGUCCAACAAAGUCGUCGAUCCGGCCUUCAAGCAGCUGACACGAGACAACUUUGAUCCGUCUGAAAGCGGACAAUGCACUCCACUGAAACGCGUUCGAAUGGGUGUGGACGAUGAAGCGGCGAAGAUUGCGAAACGCUUGCAGACCGAUUCGACGACCGAUCGCGCAUCCGACACGUCCAGCAACACGGCGAGCCCGUCGGUCGAGCCGGAACCGUCCGAGGACAGCGGAUUUAUGUCGCCGCGCACCAGAAAAGUGAAAAAAAACCCGAAGAAGCUCAUUCCUACUCCUAAAAGACGGGCGCAAACGUAAGAAGCACAUAGUAAAAGUGUCAUUUGUGGUUGAUUUUCAGAAGCGCGGAAAGUGGUCAAAUGCCGGCGGGGGAGUAUCUUCUGCAGAUGAAACAAGUGAUCGCCUCGUUCAAUCUGCCAAACAUGGAGCCGAUGCUCGAGAAAAUCGAAGCGCAUGCCAAGAAAUGCGAGAAAAAGAGCAUGUCGUCCGAAUCGUUCUCCACAAUGAUCGAUGCAACGCUGUUAAUGUUCACCGGUGUCUGA
Molecule: messenger RNA, 1624 nt
Organism: Caenorhabditis sp. 36 PRJEB53466
Lineage: Eukaryota; Metazoa; Nematoda; Chromadorea; Rhabditida; Rhabditidae
Source: the annotation of a GenBank genome assembly